AUGCAAAAUAUCCCCUCCUCCAAAACCCGCAAGGCAAAACCUCUCUUUCUCCUCUUCCAACAGCGAGCGAUGGGCAAGAGCGGGAAGAAGACGAAGGAGUCGCACCGGCAAGGCCGCGGCCGCCGCGCCGCCCAGUUCGGCGGCGACGAAGAUCUGCCUUCGUCUGCCUACGAUGCGCCACCGCGCCGCGACGGCGACGACUCCGACGAAGCGGCAUCGGAAGACGAGCAUGAUCGAGACGCGGGAGCAGGCGACCGCCAGGACCAAGGGCAAGUCGGCUCCACGCCUUCCAAAUUCCACCUCUACCAGCUUUCCGUCCAGUCGCCGAAAGGGGACAUCAGCUACCUGCAGAAGUUCUUUCUGAUGUAUGUCGGCGGACGCGUCCCUCUCCACCUGCAGGAGGAUUUCUGUGGCACGGCCCUCCUCAGUACCGAGUGGCUCCGCACUGAUGCUAGAAGAACAGCCGUUGGCUUGGAUUUCGACCGUGAGUCACUCGAGUGGUGUCUCGAGAACAACAUGAGUAAGAUUGGAGAUGAUGGGAGAUUGUUGCUCUUCGAUGGAAAUGUUCUGCAGCCGGAUGAAUCUCGCCUCGUCAAGCAAAAGAUCGGUGAUCUCAUGCAAGGUCUAAAUUUUACCACUGAUAAUGGUUCUACAGAAACAGACAGCAGCGAGCAGCCAGAUCCUGCAAAGUGUUUAGCCAAUUCGACCAUGUCAGAUGCAGUUUUGCCUGGAAGAGACAUAAUCUGUGCGUUCAACUACAGUUGUUGUUGCCUUCACAAACGAAAGGAUUUGGUUUUGUAUUUCAGGCAUGCUUUGAAUGCACUUUCCAGAAGAGGUGGUAUAUUUGUCAUGGAUGUAUAUGGUGGCACAUCAUCUGAAUGCAAGCUUCGUCUCCAGAGGAGAUUUCCGAGCUUCACGUAUUUCUGGGAGCAAGAAGAGUUUGACAUCAUAACUCGCGAAACAAGGAUCAGCCUCCACUUUCAAGUCGGAAAGAAGCAAAUGCUGCGGCAUGCUUUCUCGUACCAUUGGCGCCUGUGGUCGAUACCAGAAAUCAAGGACUGCCUGGAGGAAGCUGGAUUUAAGUCCAUCCACGUCUGGAUCAGGGAGAUGCCAGACACCCAAUCAAGUGGAAACGCCAAGGAGUACACUGCUGACCGUGACGUGAAGUACGAAGAGCUCCAGCAUUUCAACCAGGGAGACGCAUGGAACGCAUACGUAGUUGGAGUAGCAAACAACUGCUAGACGAUGCGUGUUCCUCGGUUCUCCUGUUACUGGGGUGUGAUAGAAACCUGGCUGCUGACAAUUUUCCCUUCCAACGCUCCCAAGUCACAUUUUC
Messenger RNA from Lolium perenne, 1336 nucleotides. RefSeq lists its product as uncharacterized. The record is from RefSeq and is a predicted model, not a curated record. NCBI's taxonomy places the organism in Eukaryota, Viridiplantae, Streptophyta, Magnoliopsida, Poales, Poaceae.